AUGUGGACGAGUUUCUCUGUCAGCUCUGUCUACAAAAAUGCAGUACAGAUGAACAUGGCUCAGAACUAUUCAUCAGAAGUUGUUCUGAAGAUCACAGCUGAAACUGUUCUCAUUUCACUGAAAGGUGGGAUCUCGUCCCUGAAGGAAGUCUAUAAGGCUCUUAAGACAGAUAUACAUCCUCUAACUAGGAAAUGCUCCAACUACGACUACAUCAGACAGCAGAUAGUACAGGCUCAUCAGCUCCUGAAGCAGUCAGAACAGGAAGCCAGUUCAGGGUUAAAGAGUCUGGAUGAAAACUUAGAGAGACUGAUACAAGAAGAGGGGAAACUCAAGCAGGAGAUAAAUGACACAAUACUAACCUUAGACAACUUUAGAAAAGAGAAGGAAUCAAAUGAAUAUUUACUCAGUGUAUCUCAGGGAGCUCUGGAGCAGACCAGGAGAAAUCUGAAUUCAGCAAUACACACACUUCAGGCUCAGCAGAAAAGGAAAUAUGAUGCUGAAAUUGUCACAGGUGUUGGGGCAGGAGUGUUAGUUAUACCAAUCAUUGGAUGGAUUGUAGGUCCUGCCAUGAUUAUUGGUGUUGCAGUUGAACUGGAUCAAGCAAAUAAAGCCGUCCAAGUGGCUCAAGAGGAGGUGAGAAAGUCUGAGAAUGAAGUGAGAAACUAUGAACUUAAAGUAUCUCAUUACGUGUCUAAGAUUUCCCAGACCGAAUGUGACAUCAGUCAGAAGGUUGACCAGUUGAAACAGAUACGUGAAGGAAUCCAGAAGGUGAAGAAGCAGAGUCAGUCUGUAGCUGAGUUCCAAGGGAAAGUGAGAGGAGCUGUCAAUCUUCUGGGUGUCCUCAGAGGGAGGGUCAGUGUGGCUGAACAUCAGACUCGCAGAUCCAUCCUCCAGGAGCCUGAGAUGAAGGUGAUGGAGGAUGUGAUGAAGGCCAUAGAGCAGAUCACAGGGAAUGAGCUCCUUUAUCGCAAUGACCUGCCAAGACUCAAUGAGAUGAAGGAGAACAUCCAACAACUUGCAGCCAUUUGUGCCUCAGAGAACAGCUCAAUAUCACAAUAACAUGCUGUUUCUUUUGUUUUGA
This is a messenger RNA of Tachysurus fulvidraco (yellow catfish), 1081 nucleotides long. RefSeq lists its product as uncharacterized. Lineage: Eukaryota; Metazoa; Chordata; Actinopteri; Siluriformes; Bagridae. Bases 1 to 1059 code for a protein of 352 amino acids. The record is from RefSeq and is a predicted model, not a curated record. The transcript is spliced from 4 exons.